This is a messenger RNA of Pungitius pungitius (ninespine stickleback), 2580 nucleotides long. It is a transcript of the gene grk7b, whose product is annotated as G protein-coupled receptor kinase 7b. Gene Ontology annotation, molecular function: rhodopsin kinase activity; ATP binding. Gene Ontology annotation, biological process: regulation of signal transduction; signal transduction; protein phosphorylation. Bases 427 to 2064 code for a protein of 545 amino acids. Gene Ontology annotation, cellular component: cytoplasm. The transcript is spliced from 4 exons. NCBI's taxonomy places the organism in Eukaryota, Metazoa, Chordata, Actinopteri, Perciformes, Gasterosteidae. The record is from RefSeq and is a predicted model, not a curated record.
UUCACUCUCCUGCCUAUAAUAAGCAACAAAGUGUGCGUAUAUUCACUCAAACAGCCCAGCAUUUAUCUCUCAACAGGCUUCUGUCAGCCAUCAGUUGUUAGGACCAGAAUCUGCCACCUCAUCAUCUCAUGCUGGCAGCCCAAAUACAGCUCACAGGCACUCUGCAUCCGCUAAAAAUAAAUGCAAAGCCUCUUAAGUUCAAACCACGUAAGUUGCUCCCCCUCAGUGCCGCCGACCAACAAGGACGUAAAGGCACUUAGCUUUACUUAGUACAUCCCAGAAGGACAGCGGUCCUCUUACUGCUGCGGGAGGCCCAGGUGGGAAGGAUGUUCAAGAUGCAGGCGCCCGAGGGGCCCCUGCAGACGCACCAGCUGUGGCGUUGGAGACGGUCGGGCCCGGCUGCCCGCGGCGCAGGAGGCCUCUGACAUGGGCGAGCUGCUGGGACUGAACAGCCUGGUGGCCAACACGGCCUACCUGACGGCUCAGCACGUCGACCGGGACGAGCUGAGGAAACUCAGGCCCCCGCCGACGCUGCCCAAACCCAAGAUGUCCUCCGCCCUGCGGACGGCGGUGGGGAGGAAGUACGAGUCGCUGUGUGAGCGUCAGCCCAUCGGGAGGAAGCUGUUCCAGCAGUUCCUCCGGGCCUGCAACCCGCAGUACAGGGUCGCCGCCGAGUUCCUGGAGGAGCUGAGUGACUGGUGCUUCGCCGAAGACGACGCCAGAGAGGCGGCCAUGCAGAGGAUCCUCGCCAAGUUCUGUCAGCCUGAGUCCGCCAGCUUUCUCUCGUAUCUGACGGGAGAGGCAGCUGAAAGAUGCCGGAGCCUGUCGGACAAAGACUUCGAAGUGACGUCCGGCCAGAUGAGGGAAGACACUCGAGACUUCCUGAGGGGGAAGCCUUUCUCCGAGUAUCUGAAUAGCCCCUUUUUUUAUAGGUUCUUGCAGUGGAAGGAGUACGAGAAGCAGAAGAUCAGCGACAGAUACUUUCAUGAGUUCAGGACUUUGGGAAAAGGUGGCUUUGGCGCGGUGUGUGCGGUGCAGGUGAAGCAGACAGGCCAGAUGUACGCCUGCAAGAAGCUGAACAAGAAGUGCUUGAAGAAGGAAUCUGGCGAAGAGCUGGCCCUCGUGGAGAAGCAGAUCCUGGAGAAGGUCAACAGCCUCUUCAUUGUGAACCUGGCUUACGCUUACGACAACAAGACCCACCUGUGCAUGGUCAUGGACCUCAUGAACGGCGGGGACCUCGGGUUCCACAUCUACGAGCUCGGGGAGCGGGGUAUCCGAAUGGAGCGCAUCGUUUACUACGUGGCCCAGAUAACCACGGGGAUUCUCCACCUGCACUCCAUGGACAUCGUGUACCGCGACAUGAAGCCCGACAACGUGCUGCUGGACGCCCGGGGGCAGUGCCGGCUCUCGGACUUCGGACUGGCCGUGGAGCUGCCGAAAGGCAAAACGGUGUGCCAGAAGGCUGGUACGACCGGCUACAUGGCCCCCGAGAUUCUGAGGCAGGAUUACUACCGCACGUCCGUGGACUGGUGGGCCGUGGGCUGCAGCAUCUACGAGAUGGUGGCCGCCCGCCUGCCUUUCAAGGACUACCGAGAAAAGGUGCAGAACGAGGAGGUGACUCGUCGCACCCUGGAGGACGAGUGCCGGUUUGAACACAAACACUUUGAUGCCCCCACCCAAGACAUCGUCCGCCGCUUCCUCAAGAAGAGGCAGGCGCAUCGCCUCGGGUGCCGCAGCGGCGACGACCCGCGAAACCACGCGUUUUUCAAGAGCAUCAACUUCCGCCGCCUGGAGGCCGGCCUGCUGGAGCCGCCGUGGACGCCGAAAGCUCACGUGGUGUACGCCAACGACACGGACGCGUUCGGCGACGUCUCCGAGGUCGAGGACAUUGAGUUUGAGGCCAAAGACGAGAAAUUCUACAAGCGGUUCAGCACGGGCGCGGUGCCCAUCCGCUGGCAGGCGGAGAUGAUCGACACCGGGGUGUUCGACGAACUGGACCCGCCCCGACUGAACGGCCACAGCGGCGACGCGGCGUGGGAAUCCAGGACGUGCGUUGUGUUGUAGCUCCCUGGAUCCGCUCGCCGGCAGCGCACAACUGGGCUAAAAACAACAACGGCACACGAGUGAUCCGAGAUUCGGGUUCCUUUGACGCCACCAAAGUGCCUGGUGUGAUGAAAAGCUCGGGACCUUUCGCUCACACGUUCACUCGCCUUUUACCCUGAUGCGUUUCCUCCUGCCUGUGUGUUGGUGCCCGGAUGGAAACACACGCUGACAUCGCAACUGCUGCUAAAUAGUUUGCCCUCAAUUUCUGGUGAGGAAGCAUGCGCAGUUUCCAUUACGUCACCCAGGAAAUUUGGCAGCCGAGGGUUUCACACGUGUCGGUGAACGAGCUGCAUAAUGGCUGCGUGUCAACAAACAAGCAGCGUGAUUGUUAUUAUAAGUGUUUGCAAAAAAAUGUGCCACGUCGGUUUGGACGGACGUGAAUCCCACGGAGGCCUUUGACUCGCGUGAGUCGGUGGUGAAACGUGAGGGUCUCCCAGUAGCAGGCGUCCACCACCAAGUGCCGCCAGACUCCCACAA